AUGUGGGACUCGGUGCGCGCCCUCACCAAGCGCAUCAAUGUCCCCGUCACGGCGUCGACGACGGCGGCCGAAGCGGCGGAGAUGCGACGAGAUCCGUGGUCGCAAUCUGCAAAAUACGGGCUGGGCUUCGUCUACUUUUCGGUCGUGCUGUUGGUCAUCACGGCCUUCAUCCGAUUCUACCAUAUCUGGGGCGACAAGAUGCGCAUCGCUUUCCACAAGGAGCAACAACCACAACCCAUGACCAAUGCUACCCAGGCAGACGAAUAUGAGCUCCCAAGUGCUGGCACGGACAAUUCGACUGCGCACUUCUUCCCCCUCCGGCCGUACCACCGCCAGCUCCCAGGCGAGAAUCCUUGA
This is a messenger RNA of Penicillium alfredii, 357 nucleotides long. RefSeq lists its product as uncharacterized. NCBI's taxonomy places the organism in Eukaryota, Fungi, Ascomycota, Eurotiomycetes, Eurotiales, Aspergillaceae. The record is from RefSeq and is a predicted model, not a curated record. The coding region runs from base 1 to 357 and encodes 118 amino acids. The transcript has a single exon.